ACAGAGAGACUGCAAAAAGAAAGAGAACCUUCUCUUUGUUUUGCAGUUCUUCCUUUGCUCAGCAGCACUUCCAGCAGCAGCAGCUUCUCUCCACCAUCUAAACUCCCACCAAACAACCUCGCAGAAAUGAACGCCGCCGCAGCAUCAGUAGCAGCACCUGGAGGCUCCAAGGCCGCUCCUCCCAAGUUCAAGCAGAAGGAGGCCAGGCAGUUCAAGAGCAAGGCUCCUAAAGCUGGACAGAAGGGAUUUGAUGAUGUUCCAGGGAUGGAUGGCCUUGGAGGUGCUGAGGUCAUCUGCCCAUGGGAGGCAUUUGGUGACAUGGAGCUGAGUGAUCUGGCACAGUUUGGCAUCGUCUAGACCUUGUGCCAAAUGGAAACAAUUUAUUCCUGGUGGCUGCAAUCCAGCAGCUUUUUUUUGAGUUCUCCCCCUCUUUCGGGUGUGGAGAUGAGCUUAAAUUUACUCUUCCCUUGAUAAGUGGAGGAAGAAGCUCUUGGACUGCAGCCCCCUGGAAUGAUUCUGUCCUGGGCCGGUACACCUCACCAGCUGGAAGUUGUAGCAUCUCUCUGAGCUUUGUAUUUUCUCUGAUUACAUCUGACUGAGAUCUCAGGAAGCCUCUGUUGUGGGCUUGUUGUCCUGUGAAGCCCAGCACCUGUGUAAAAGUGUAACUCAUUGUACCGCUGCUUGGGUUUAAUUAAAGGGAUGAUCGGUAAACAACUGGGAACAACACAUGUAGAUUAUCUCAAAACUACAAGCAGUGUAUAUAUUUAUUUUGAAUAUCUAUCUAUCUAUCUAUCUAUCUAUCUAUCUAUCUAUC
Larimichthys crocea (large yellow croaker) is the source of this 814-nucleotide messenger RNA. Its product is annotated as retinal cone rhodopsin-sensitive cGMP 3',5'-cyclic phosphodiesterase subunit gamma. Bases 127 to 357 code for a protein of 76 amino acids. The record is from RefSeq and is a predicted model, not a curated record. Gene Ontology annotation, cellular component: photoreceptor outer segment membrane. Gene Ontology annotation, molecular function: 3',5'-cyclic-nucleotide phosphodiesterase activity; cGMP binding. NCBI's taxonomy places the organism in Eukaryota, Metazoa, Chordata, Actinopteri, Sciaenidae. The transcript has 4 exons. Gene Ontology annotation, biological process: positive regulation of epidermal growth factor receptor signaling pathway; visual perception; positive regulation of G protein-coupled receptor signaling pathway.